Abrus precatorius (Indian licorice) is the source of this 2991-nucleotide messenger RNA. RefSeq names its product uridine kinase-like protein 4. The coding region runs from base 1280 to 2710 and encodes 476 amino acids. The transcript has 14 exons. The record is from RefSeq and is a predicted model, not a curated record. Gene Ontology annotation, molecular function: kinase activity; ATP binding. NCBI's taxonomy places the organism in Eukaryota, Viridiplantae, Streptophyta, Magnoliopsida, Fabales, Fabaceae. Gene Ontology annotation, cellular component: cytoplasm.
ACAAAGUUUUCAUCCUUCUAAUGAGUGUUGUUAAUAUUUGAUGUUUUCCUCUGUCUGUAAUAAAUAACUCACACCUUCUACCAUUUCUGUGCACUCUAUCUCUCUUUCUCAAAUUCUUUUGUUCAAAAGCUACGCUUUGGAAUCAGCAUUUGGCUGUUUGGUAAAACUAUCCUUUCUGUGCAUUGCUUGGUUUUUGUUUGGUGUUCAAUUUUGAUGAAAUUUUAGAUGCAAAAUUUUCCUUUUGUUCCUCUCAUAUUGGAUCUGGUGUUGGUUGUGGAAAACCCAUUUGAGUAUUUGGGCUAUGGUUACUGGGUUGUGUGUUUUUUGUACAGUGGUGAAGUGGGUGAGCAUAAAGUUAGUUUUUUUUGUACUUUUAUUUAUUAUAUUCUUUUCUUGGGUUGCUUUGGAGGGAGUUUCUUCUUGUUUGAGUGUUCUUUGAUGUUUGUCUAUUGAUGAUUUGUUCACUUGGCUUCUUUAGUGAUAGGAUUGUCUUGUGUGGUAGAGCAUAGUGUUUGUUAGAUGCAAUAUACUGGAAAAGUGAUAUGAUGGCUUUUUGUUUUUACUCUUAUUUGUCCUUAAUAGAUAAGAGAAAAGUUAAAAUUAAAAUGGGAUAUGAAAUUGUGUUUUAGUUUAUGAAUUGGAUUGCUUAGUCCAGUAAUCCAGUCAUAGGGUUUUGGCUUUGAUCGGCCUUAGUUAAUCUGCAGUGACACAAAAUGGUAUCAAAUUCUCCAAGGCCCAAAUUAGGUGUUCCACAAUAUCUGCAAGCUAGUUUAGGCUGGUUAGUGGUUAGUCAAUGCAAGGUCAUGAUCUGCAAAAGGACACUUCUAGUAUUUUAUUAGAAAUGAAUAAUGUCCAAAAGUAGCAAAUGUUGAAAGGCUUGGCUUGAUGUCUUGAUCCAAUCAAAUACAUUUGCAAUCUGUUAACAUUUAAUGUGAAUGCUUUUAGAAGAUAGCAAACUGUGUAAACUUUCCCUUUCCAUUUUUAAUACAUUUAUGAUAGGGUGUAUAAGAAUGCAUACUCUCUAAAGUCUGUUUAAAAGUGGUUAAUCUAUUAUGUUACUAACUGACGGCUGGCAUAAGUUCGUUUCAAUCGCCGAAUGUACUAGAAUCAUAGUAGAGUAAGAUUAGUCUUGGAAAUCAAACUUUCUGAGAAAAUACUUCAACUUGAUUAUUCUCUUCCUCUUUCUUGCAUUUUCUCUCUAAUUCUUGGUAACUAUUUGUAUUUUUCUUAGUUUCUUUAUCUGUGCUCUUUGAACCAUUAUUUUUACAGGUCUUUGCCAAUGGAUGCUAAGUCUGCUGUAGAUUUAAUGGAAUCUUCUUCUGAGGUUCAUUUUUCUGGAUUUCACAUGGAUGGUUUUGAGCAAAGAAAGGCUAGCAUAGAACAACCAACAACCUCAGAAACUGACAUGUACAAACAACCUUUUGUCAUAGGUGUUGCUGGGGGUGCAGCAUCUGGCAAGACAACAGUCUGUGAUAUGAUUAUUCAGCAACUUCAUGAUCAGCGAGUUGUACUUGUUAAUCAGGAUUCAUUUUACAAUAACUUGACUGUGGAGGAGCUUACAAGAGUACAAGAUUACAAUUUUGACCAUCCUGAUGCUUUUGAUACUGAGCAAUUGCUACUUGUUAUGGACAAGUUGAAGUGUGGUGAAGCCGUAGAUAUUCCCAAGUAUGAUUUUAAGAGUUACAAGAGUGAUGUAUUAAGAAGGGUGAAUCCUUCAUAUGUUAUAAUUUUGGAAGGCAUUCUUGUUUUCCAUGAUCCUCGUGUUCGGGAGUUGAUGAAUAUGAAGAUAUUUGUUGACACAGAUGCUGAUGUUCGAUUGGCAAGAAGGAUUAGGCGUGAUACUGCAGAGAAGGGUCGAGAUAUUGGAGCUGUACUUGAUCAAUAUUCAAAAUUUGUGAAGCCAGCUUUUGAUGACUUUAUUCUUCCAACAAAGAAGUAUGCUGAUAUAAUUAUUCCCCGUGGGGGAGAUAAUCAUGUGGCCAUUGAUUUGAUUGUACAGCACAUCCGCACAAAGCUUGGUCAGCAUGACCUUUGUAAAAUAUAUCCGAAUUUAUAUGUCAUUCAGUCAACUUUUCAGAUACGAGGUAUGCAUACUUUGAUACGUGAUGCCCAGACAACAAAGCAUGAUUUUGUAUUUUAUUCUGAUCGUUUGAUUCGAUUGGUUGUAGAACAUGGUUUGGGGCAUCUACCAUUUACAGAAAAGCAAGUAAUCACUCCCACUGGUUCUGUCUACACUGGUGUGGAUUUUUGUAAGAGGUUGUGUGGUGUCUCUGUCAUCAGGAGUGGAGAGAGUAUGGAGAAUGCUUUACGAGCAUGCUGUAAAGGUAUCAAGAUCGGGAAAAUUCUGAUUCACAGAGAAGGUGACAAUGGUCAGCAGCUGAUAUAUGAAAAGUUGCCAAAUGAUAUAUCGGAUAGGCAUGUGUUACUGUUGGACCCUAUCCUCGGCACAGGUAAUUCUGCUGUUCAAGCAAUUUCUUUACUCAUAAGAAAGGGUGUGCCGGAGUCCAACAUUAUAUUUCUUAAUCUCAUAUCUGCACCUAAAGGUGUGCAUGUGGUCUGCAAAAGUUUUCCAAGAAUAAAAAUAGUGACAUCUGAGAUUGAAAUUGGUUUAAAUGAAGAUUUCCGAGUCAUACCAGGCAUGGGUGAGUUUGGAGAUCGGUAUUUUGGAACCGAUGAUGAUGAUGUGCAAGUGGUGGCUACUUCACAGUAAUUAUACAACAACGACACUCAAGCCUCAUAGUCACUUCACAGUAAUUAUAUUUAGACGAAAUCUAUAAUAUUUUUGGAUUGAUCAUCAUUACUACUGAGACUUCGUCUGGAAAAUAGGUUGAGAUUAUCUCAAUCAAUAUUGUGCUUGGAUCUGAAUUUUAGUUCUAAAUCAAUUUUGACUCUAUUGGACCUUGGAUCACCAUUUAUUUCAUUAUCCUUGUGUUUUGUUUUAGCAAAUGAUGUAUUGUUUAAUGUUCCAAUAAAAAUUUCAUGUUUCCUUCU